Molecule: messenger RNA, 2704 nt
Organism: Camarhynchus parvulus
Lineage: Eukaryota; Metazoa; Chordata; Aves; Passeriformes; Thraupidae
Gene: CD14
Product: CD14 molecule
Exons: 2
Coding region: 573-1949 (458 amino acids)
Biological process (GO): lipopolysaccharide-mediated signaling pathway; toll-like receptor 4 signaling pathway; inflammatory response
Cellular component (GO): membrane raft; lipopolysaccharide receptor complex; external side of plasma membrane
Molecular function (GO): lipopolysaccharide binding; protein binding
Source: RefSeq, a predicted model, not a curated record
GAGCAGAAGUGCCUCGGGUGGCUCUGUCCUCUCAGGAAGCCACUGAGGGAGCGAGGGCUGUGCCCGGGAGCCGGGCUCGAGUGGUCUGCCAGCCCCGGCCCGGGCAGUGGAACACAGCUGCACACACCUGGACACAGCUGGAGCACAGCUGGAGCACAGCUGCACACACCUGGAGACGGCUGGAGCACAGCUGAACACAGCCGGAGCACAGCUGGAGCACACCUGGACACAGCCGGAGCAGCGAGGGCUCCCCCGGCGGGGCCCGGGCAGCAGCAGCGGUGCCGGACGGGGCUGAGCUGAGCUGAGCUGAGCUGAGCUGAGCUGAGCUGAGCUGAGCUGAGCUGAGCCGAGCGCUCGGAGCCUUUGGCGGCUUCCGCGCGGGGUUUGGCAGCGGCUGGAGGAAGGAGCGGAGCAAGGAAGCGUUGGGGUGUGAUCUGGCCGUGAGUCACCGCACAGACACACGGACACACGGACACACGGACACACAGACCCGGCCCGGCGCUGCUGCCCGCGGCGAGGGGCGCUGCUGCAGGUGCGGGCAGAGCGGCGGGGCAGGGCGCUGCGGCCCCGGCAUGGCACGGACAGUUUUCAGGCUGUUCACCAUGAGCGUGGCUGUGCUCCUGUUGCUGGGGCUGCAGGUGGCUGCAGAGGGCAGGAGGAACAGAUGUUUCUUCAACCGCACCCAGGAGAUCUGUGUGUGCUACAACCUGUCCGAGGAGACGGCUGGCAGCAUCAUCCAGUGCCUGCCAGCUCCUGUGGUGGAGUUCUGGGGUGGGGAUCUGCAGAAAUACGCAGACUUCCCCAUCGGGGACCUGGAUGACUCCAUCAUUGACACUCUGGGCUCCCUUAUCAUCCAGAAAAUCAUUAUUGGAAAUGUCCUGGUACCUGAGGUGCUCCUGGCCCGUGUGCUGAGGUUCUUCUCCUACACCCACGUGCGGGAGCUGGCCUUUGACAGCUGCAUUUUCCAGGGCACGGGCGACUGGAGUGACAUGGAUGGGCAGGACUUGCCCAUCCUGUCCCUGAGCUUCCACAACGUGACCUGUGCCCCUCUGACGGGCCAUGAGCCGGCCUUCUCCAGCCUGGGCAGGUGGCUGGGGACCCUGGAGCAGCUGGCUGUCACCAGCUCCCGUGUCACCAGCCUGCCCUGUGCCAUCGGGAGGCUGCUCAGAGCCCUGCACUCCCUGAGCCUGGCACACAACAGCCUCGGGGACGGGAGCCUGGCCCCUGCCUUCUGCCAGGGAGCUUUCCCUCAGCUCCAGCAGCUCAGUCUGCACCACAACAACCUCAGCUCCUACCAGGGUGUGUGUGAGGGCGUGGGGCUGCUGCCACAGCUCCAGCACCUGGAUCUCAGCUACAACGAGCUUAGGGCAGAACCAUCCUCCUCCUGCCAGUGGCCACCAUCCCUCCUGCACUUCAACCUGUCCAACACUGGCUUGGAUGAAGUGCCAGCCCCGCUGCCUCCCCACCUCCAGGUGCUGGACAUGAGCCACAACCACCUCCACGCUGUAGACAUCUCCCUCAGCUCCAUGAGGAAACUCUUCCUGAACCAAAACCUGCUGCAGGCCGUGCCCUCCAUCAGGAAUUACCCCAUGCUGGACACCCUCCACCUGGACAACAACUCCAUUUCGGAGCUGCCCAGGGCUGAGGUGAAGCUCCUGGGGCGCCUGCAGGACGUGGCUGUGGCUGGGAACCCCUUCAGCUGCUCCUGCUCCGGGGCCGGGGGGCUGCAGGCGCUGGCAGCCAUGGGGCACCUGGGCCAGGGCUGGCCCGGGGACUACAGGUGCCACUCCCCAGAGCAGUACCAGGGCUGGCAGGUGGCACAGGUGCCCGUGUCCGUGCUGCACUGUGACCCUGCCGCCGUGGUGGCCCCGCUCUGCGUGGCCCUGGCCCUGCUGGCUGGGGCUGGGGCCAUGUGUCUGGCCAGGAGCAGGUCCUGCCGCAGAGCCUGACGGGCACCGAGACCCUGCCCGGCAGUGCUGUGCCCAGAGGGGCUCCUGGGCAGGCCCUCAGCUCCUGUUCUGCUCUUGCUGCCCCACAGGGGCUCCUGGGCAGGCCCUCAGCUCCUGUUCUGCUCUUGCUGCCCCACAGGGGCUCCUGGGCAGGCCCUCAGCUCCUGUUCUGCUGAGGGGCUGAGGGGCUCCCUGGUGGAGCAGAGCUGUCCAUGGGGUUUUCCUGCUGUGCCUCUGUCAUAGCAGAGCCCCUGCAUGGGGAAUAAUGAACGUUGACUCCAUGAUUGCAGAAGGCUGAUCAAUCACUUUAUUCUUCUGUAUGAAACUACACUAGUAAGAAAAACCCCAUUGCCCUUGCAGACAGUCUGAUACAGCUUUGGUCUAACUGGUCAAUUAACCCAAACACCAUCACCAGUGGCCAAUUAAGGAUUGGUAAACAACCUCCGUAACACGUUCCACAUGUGCAAAACAACAGGUGCAGCAAGUGGAGAUAAGGAUUGUUUCUUAUCUUUUUUCUGAGCUUUCUCACAGCUUCCUAGGAAAAUCCUGAGAGAGCUGUGUCUGUCUGUGUUCAGGGAGCUGUGUCUGUCUGUGUUCACAGGAUAUGUGAUUAGCACAUGCCUGUGCCCAGCAGGUCCUGGGGCACCCCUCACCUCAGUCCUGUGCCAUCUCCCACUGGGGAUGUCCCUGUGGCCAAGUCCAGCUCCCCAAGCCCAGCACGCCCCCCUGUCCCUGCCAUGUCACCUGGCCUGGAC